AUGAGAGUCCCGAACGGCAUCCCCCCCGAGCAGGACAGCGGCACCCCCGACUACAUCAAUGAGGCCGUAUUCCGCCGCAAUACCCUCCCCCCUAGGUCCUACCACAUUCCGGAUACCUCCCUUGCCCUCAACGGCCGCUGGGACUUCUACUACACGUCGAGCCCCCUCAAGGCUCCCGAACCGACUCACCCCGCGUCCUGGCCCCCCCUUGCCGACGGCGAACAGUGGACCACCAUCCAGGUCCCGGGACACUGGCAGCUUCAAGGCCACGGUAUCCCCCACUAUACCAAUGUGCAGUACCCCAUUCCGGUCUGCCCGCCUCACGUCCCGACCGAGAAUCCUACGGGGACCUACCGUCGGAGCUUUCAUGUACCUCCGUCAUGGGACCGCAGCUCUCAGCUAAGACUGCGUUUCGACGGCGUGGAUAGUGCGUACCAUGUUUGGGUCAACGGGACACUGCUUGGGUACGCCCAGGGAUCCCGUAACCCGCACGAGUUCGAUGUGACUGCCCAUGUGGCGAGGGACGGGCCCAAUGAGGUGUCUGUGAGGGUGUAUCAGUGGUCUGAUGGGUCGUAUAUUGAAGACCAGGACCAGUGGUGGCUAUCUGGAAUCUACCGAGACGUUCACCUGAUUUCACUGCCGUCAGAGACUAGGAUCGAAGACUGGUUUGUCCGGACUGACCUCGACAGUGAGUACAAAGACGGGACCCUGGAUGUCGCCGUCGACGUCGUGACCUCCCAGUCCGCUACCGUCACAGCAACACUCCGGAAGCACGCUCGAGAUGGAGGCGGGGUAGUUGGUACCGCGAAACAAGAAGUCAACAGUGAAGGAAAAGUCCAGCUAAGCAUCCCGACCGAGUCACCCUUGAAGUGGACCGCCGAGACACCCCAUCUCUACGCCGUGGAGCUAUCCAUCGCCACGUCCGCCGACGCAAAGAUCCAGACAGUGCAUCAAAACAUUGGUUUCCGCAAAGUCGAGCUCAAGCAAGGCCUCCUCUGCGUCAACGGCAACCCCAUCAAGCUCAGCGGCGUCAACCGACACGACCACCACCCCCGCUUCGGUCGCGCCGUCCCUCUCGACUUCAUCCGCAAAGACCUGCUCCUCAUGAAGACCCACAACAUCAACGCCCUCCGCUGCAGCCACUAUCCGAGCGACCCGCGUAUACUCGACCUGGCUGACGAGCUCGGCCUGUGGGUCAUGGAUGAAGCCGACCUCGAGUGCCACGGUUUCUACGACGCCGUGGCCCGGCCCCUAGACAUCCCCGAGGAGAUGGACUACGAGGAGCGUAAGAAACUCGCCUUCCCCCAAGCCGCCAAGUACACCAGCGACAAUCCUUCAUGGAAGGCCGCCUACGUCGAUCGCAUGGAACAGAUGGUGGCGCGCGACAAGAACCACCCGUCCGUCAUCAUCUGGUCGCUAGGUAACGAGGCCUUUUACGGCCAGAACCACAAGGCCAUGUACGACUAUGCUAAGGAGGUCGACCCGGGUCGGCUGGUGCACUAUGAGGGGGAUGCCCACGCAGAGUCGGCGGAUAUGUACUCGUACAUGUACCCGUCCGUUGAGACCUUGAUCAGACAUUCCAAGACGGAGGGUGUCAACCCAGACGGCACGUUUGAGAAGCCCAUCGUUCUUUGCGAGUAUGCGCAUGCCAUGGGUAACGGGCCCGGCUGGCUGGAGGACUACGAGGAGGCUUUCCGGACGUACCCGCGAUUGCAGGGCGGGUUCAUCUGGGAAUGGGCUAACCAUGGUCUGUGGAAGGAAGACGCUGACGGCAAGGCUUACUUCGCCUAUGGUGGUGACUUUGGAGAUGUACCGAAUGAUGGCACGUUUGUGAUGGAUGGCUUGCUGCAUAGUACCCACGAACCGACACCCGGCCUGAUUGAGUUCAAGAAGGUAAUUCAGCCGGUCAAGUUGGCAGUUGAGGGUAGGGAGCUCGUUAUUACGAACCUGUACAACUUUGUUGGAUUGGAGCAUCUUACCGCGACGUACAAAGUGGAGCAGUUUGGUGAAAGCACAACUCUUCUCGCUUCUGGUGUUUUGGAUAUCCCCGAGAUCAAGCCUGGCACAACCGGCAGAAUCCCCCUUCCGGCGACAUCAAACAGCUUCAAGGCCGCAGCCAACGCCGAGAUUUUCCUGACGGUCUCUUUUGCUCUCAAAGUCGGCACCUCCUGGGCCGGUGCCGGACACGAAAUAGCCUGGGCCCAGCGCCGCCUCGCCGUCGCUGACCUCGCUGCCAACACAAAAUCGCCCAAUUCUCCUUCCCAUCCCUUCAGUGUUGAGGCCACCAACAGCGACAUCACCAUCACCAGUCCCAACUCGAGCUUCAAAUUCGACAAGACACGCGGCCACCUUACCAGCUGGACCGUCAACGGCACCCGCCUCCUCGAAAGCGACCCCAUCACGGGCGCGGCCAUCACCCCCGCCUUCUGGCGCCCUCCCACCGACAACGACCGUCCCAACUCUCUCCCCUACUGGCGCCGCUUCGGCGUCGACGCCCUCACCUCCCAACUCCGCGCCACAGACCUCACCACCACCAUCCACAAAUCCACAUCCACCGAAGGAGGAGACCAGCCUAAAACAGACCAGUCCAAAGCAGACGAAGUCAAAAUAACCUUCACAACCUACCACACCCCACCCAUCCUGGACUGGGGCUACCUCUCCAAAACAACCUACACCAUCACCUCCACCUCUUCCUCUCCAACCCUCCACAUAAGCACCCACCUCACCCCGCACGGCUCCCACCCAACCCACAUCCCCCGCGCCGGCUUCAACCUCCGCCUCCCCCGCGCCCUCAACCAAGUAUCCUACCACGGUCUCGGACCAGGCGAGUCCUACCCCGACAAGAGCGCCGCUCAGCGCGUGGGAGUAUGGGGACAGAACGGGGAGCCGGGGUUUUCGGUUGAGGAAAUGCAUGCACAUUAUGAGGUGCCGCAGGAAGGGGGGAAUAGGAUGGGGACGAGGUGGGUGAGGGUUGAUAAUGGGGAGGGUGGAGGAGGAGGAGGGGGUGCGGGAGUGAAGGUCACACGGUUAGUUGGUAGUAACGGCAAUGAGGAGGAGGAUGGGUUUAGUUUCCGGGUUAGUCGGUUCCGGGAUGAGGUGGUGGAUGCGGCGCGGCAUCCGUGUGAUUUGGGGGAGGGGGAGAAGGAGGAUGCUACGCUGUUGCGGUUGGAUGGGAAGGUGGCGGGUGUUGGGACGGGGGCGUGUGGGCCGGCGGUGAGAGAGGAUUUGAUGGUGAAGGUGGAGGAGAUGGAGUUUGGGUUUACUUUGGAGGCUGUGGGUGUUUAG
Dichotomopilus funicola is the source of this 3285-nucleotide messenger RNA. Its product is annotated as glycoside hydrolase. Gene Ontology annotation, biological process: lactose catabolic process. Bases 1 to 3285 code for a protein of 1094 amino acids. The record is from RefSeq and is a predicted model, not a curated record. Lineage: Eukaryota; Fungi; Ascomycota; Sordariomycetes; Sordariales; Chaetomiaceae. The transcript has 3 exons. Gene Ontology annotation, cellular component: beta-galactosidase complex. Gene Ontology annotation, molecular function: carbohydrate binding; beta-galactosidase activity.